UGAGAGGAGAGGCAGCAGCGGUUCCUCAUCACUAUGACACACAGUCUGAGGAUAUAAAAGCCUGGGCCACUCCUUCUGCUCCCGCUGCACGGCUUCAGACAGCAGCUCACUUCAGGUUGCCGGACAGAGAGCGAGUGUCUGAGAGAAUGGCAACGUUAGUUGAUUCUGUAGAUCCUCCAGCACCCUUCGGAGGUGUCAGCAACAUCAAGAACACGGCAUCACCCACGGCCUCGACACAUCACUUCGAUGAGGGCAAAUUUUAUCUGCUGGUGGUCAUCGGGGAGCUGGUCACUGACGAGCAUCUGAAGUGUGCCAUUGCGGACAUUGAGAAAGGAAUCCGUUCAUGGGACACAAACCUGAUUGAUUGCAACCUGGACCUGGAGUUGAAGCUUUUUGUUUCUCGACACUCUGCCAGGUUUUCAGCUGAUGUGAGAGGACAAAAGAUUCUGCAUCACAAAAGUAAUGUGUUGGAGACGGUAGUGCUCAUCAACCCUUCAGAUGAAGCUGUUAGCACAGAGGUACGUUUGAUGGUCUCAGACACAGCCCACCAUAAGCUGCUUGUCCUGGCAGGACAGUGUUUUGAAAAUACAGGCGAGCUGAUUCUCCAGUCAGGCUCCUUUUCUCUCUUCAAUUUCAUUGACAUUUUUACAGAUCAAGAGAUUGGAGAGCUUCUAAGUACCAUACAUCCAGCCAAUAAAGCCAGUUUAACUCUUUUCUGUCCGGAACAUGGUGACUGGAAAAAUUCAAACCUAGACAAACAUAACUUGCAGGACUUCAUCCAUAUGAAGCUAAACUCCCCAACCAUCCUUCCAGAAAUGGAAGGUCUUUCUGAAUUCACAGAGUACCUGUCAGAAUCUGUAGAAAUCCCAUCUCCUUUUGACAUGCUUGAACCCCCAACUUCAGGAGGGUUCUUAAAAUUAUCCAAACCAUGCUGUUAUAUUUUCCCUGGUGGACGGGGUGAUUCAGCACUGUUUGCGGUUAAUGGCUUCAACAUGCUGAUUAAUGGUGGAUCCGAUAGAAAGUCAUGUUUUUGGAAGCUGGUACGACAUCUGGACAGAGUGGAUUCUGUUCUCCUCACACACAUUGGAGAUGACAACCUUCCUGGUAUCAAUAGCAUGUUGCGGCGCAAAAUAGCAGAACUUGAGGAGGAGCAGUCUCAGGGAUCCACAACUAACAGUGACUGGACAAAGAAUAUGAUUUCACCUGAUAUUGGAGUUAUGUUUGUCAACAUGCCUCAGAACCUAGGAAACGCUGAACCCAGCUUCAGGAUUAGGAAAAAUGCUGUGGAGGCAUCUCUCACACUGGAGUACCUAAACAAGCUGUCUUUAAAGCCUGAACCUCUGCAUAGGAAUAUUGGGAAUACAGUAGAACCAAUUAUACUUUUCCAGAAAAUGGGGGUCGGAAAGCUUGAAAUGUUUGUUCUUAACCCAGCAGAGAAUAGCAAGGAACUGCAGUACUUCCUGAAAGAAUGGACUGGUAGUGAUAAAGACAGAGCCCCCAUCUUGUUGCCAAAUGGAAAAGAAUCAGAGCUCCCAAUCUCAUAUUUGUCUUCUAUCUCAUCACUGAUUGUGUGGCAUCCUGCUAACCCAUCAGAAAAAAUCAUCCGUGUUCUCUUUCCAGGCAAUUCCACUCAGAAUAAUAUUCUCGAUGGCCUAGAGAAACUUAAACACUUAGACUUCCUCAAACAUCCUGUGAUCACACAAAAGGAGCUUAAUUCAGAUUUCACACCAACGCUGAAACAAGCAAAGAUGAAACAUAAGACAGAUAGUAAAGAGAGCCUGAAGUCCACAUCAAAGCCAUCCCCAAGCAAAAAUCUCCAUAAAGAGUCCAAAGAAGAAUCCCCUGAAAAACUAAAAACCCUCAGUAAAACUGACUCUUUGAAAACCCUGGAGCCGACACAAAAAAUAGAGAAGAAAGAAAAAACACUUGUGAAAAAAGUGAAAACAGGAGACAAGGACAGUAAAAGCAAGAUUGAGCAAACACCCAAAGUCGACACUCCAGAGAAAAAGACAGUUGACCUUAAACCAAAAACAAUAAAGAAAGAAACAAAGAAAUCCGUGGAAAAAAGUGAGGCUGAAAAACCUGCACCCAAGAAAGAAGAAAAGGCCAAGAAAGAAGAGGUGAAGAAGGAAAUUAAAAGACGAGUUAUUAAGAAAGAUUCCCUAAUAAAGGAGAGCAGAAAGGAUGAAAGGAAAGAAAUUCAGAAAGAAGAAAAAGAACCUAAAAAAGAUUUUAGAAAAAUCGGUGGCUUGAAAAAGAAUGCGCCUAUCACCCCUGAGGUGAAAAAACCUGCACCUAAACCAAAGGUUGCAGCACGAGGCAAGGGCCCUGGUAGUCCUGCAAAAUCCAAAGAGAAGGCUAAGUCCAAGCCCACUAAAAAAGAUGCUGAACCAGUGGAAGCACCUUCCAUCUCAAGUGCUACUGCUGAAGAACCUGCUGUUGAAGCCAGUGUAACAGAUGUUCUUGAGGCAGAGAGGUCACUGAUGUCUUCUCCAGAAGACCUCACUAAAGACUUUGAGGCUCUGAAAGCAGAGGAGACUGCUGAAGUUGAUGAGACCCUAUUACAGACCAAAAUAGAUGAUUCUGAUCAAGGAAAGUUGAUUAAACAUGAAGAAAUAACUCCUUGCAAAGAGUCUCCAGAAGCAGCAGAGUCCCUGGAUGAAGGAAUAGCAACCACAGAAGCUGAGGAGGAAUGUGGUGGUACUCCAGGGGAUCUAGAACCCAAUCAAAAAAGCAAUGGUACCAGUGAAAAAUUUGAAGAUGAAGGAACAGGUUUGGAAGAAUCAUCUGAGAUAGGAGAUUAUGAAGAAAAGGGAGAUACAGAGGAAGUGGAUGAGCAAGACAAAGCAAUAUCUAAGUUAAAAGAUGAUGCAGAGCAAGACGAGCAGGAAACCAAGGAAGGAUCAGAUUACAGCGCAGAAGAACCACAAUAUAAACAUGACAAAGAAACUGAGUUGCAGAGUCUUGAUGUAACCACACCACCAAAGAUCUCUGAACCGGCAUCUCCUGCUGUUUCUAUUCAUGAUGAAACACUACCAGCAGGUUUAGAAAGUGAGGGCGCCUCUGAUGAUGAAAAUCGAGAUGAGCCUCCAGAAGAAUACACAACAUCUGGACAUACUCAAUCUACAAUUGAGAUCUCAAGUGUUCCGACACCUAUGGAUGAAAUGUCUACACCAAGAGAUGUAAUGAGUGAUGAGACAACCAAUGAUGAAAGUGAUUCUCCUUCCCAAGAUUUUGUCAGGUACGGUAUGACUACAGAUAAUGAGAGAAAGACCCUUUCACCUCUUCAAGACCUUCCUGAAAUAGAUCACUCAAAGAGUUAUGCCACUGAGGGGCAUGACUAUCAUGCAUCAGCUUCCACCAUUUCACCACCAUCUUCACUGGAGGAAGACAAAUCUGCCAAAGAGUUUUUAGCUAAAGACACAUUCUCUUUUGAUUCAAUCAGGCUCAGUGCUACCAGUACAACUUUGCCUUUUGUCAGGUCACCUUCUGGUGACCAAAAUGUGAAUGUUGACCAUGUUCAUGCAGGUGUAUCUUCACCAAUUGAACUGGGAACCACACUGGCAGGGAUGUCAAAAGGAAUGGAAUCAUACAGUCCAGAUGAGAAAACCUUAGAGGGCCCUUUAUCUCCUCAGUCCUCAGGUCACACACCUUACUACCAAUCCCCAGUAGAGGAAAAAGCUGGCACUCUACUACUGGACAAAACACCUGAGUCCCAGGGUCCUAUUAUUGUUGACAUCACAAGUGACAAGGAAUACUUUCCCAAAGAGGCUAGUCCUAUUGAUGAAGCAGUGCCUGUGUUGCCAAUGGGUAAGAAGCAAUCACCGAGUUAUGCAUCACAUUUAUCAACCAAUGUUGAGCUUGACCACAAGACCCCAAGCCAGACUGACAAUAAUGAUAAAAAGUUAGCAACUGAUGACAGUUCUUCAGUUACAUCUGCUACGUCUUUGCCACCGACCAAUGUAGAGAGCCUUUCUGAUACAAAUCCUUUCACAGCAUUUAAAGAGGACAGCAAAAUGUCCAUAUCUGAGGGGACCACAUCUGAUAAGUCUGGCACUCCAGUUGAUGAGGUUGUCGCAGAGGACACAUUUUCACACAUUGCCUCUGCCUCAACAGCAUCGCUCGCAACAAGUUCUUUACCAGAACCUACAACAGAUGAUGUCUCUCCAUCACUUCAUGCUGAAGUUGGCUCCCCUCAUUCCACAGAAGUGGAUGACUCCCUAUCUGUCUCUGUUGUUCAGACUCCGACCGCAAUGCAAGAAGCAGAAGUUUCCCCUUCCAAGGAGGACAGUCCCCGGCCUAUGUCGAUCUCCCCUGAUGUUUCCCCAAAAACGGCAAAAUUGAGAAUGCCACAACAGGAAACAGAAUGCCCUGAGCAGUCUUUGUCAGUUGAGUGUGGACAAGAAUCCCCAGAACACUCAUUUGCAUUAGAUUUCAGCAAGCAGUCACCAGAUCAUCCAUCUUUAGGAGGAAUGCAGCGUACAGCCACUGAAAAUGGCCCAACAGAAGUUGAUUACAGCCCCUCAGAUGGAACCAGUGUCAUAAGAGAACAACACAGACCUGGGGAAGAUGGGGAGAAGGCAAUGCUUUUCAAAGAUUCUGAUAGUAUCCAAGCUGCUUCAGUUUCCCCAUCAGAUGCCUCUCUUUCCACCCCAUCAGUUACAACACCCUCCCAAAUUGGGGAGCCAAAAGAAGAUUCUCCAAAUUUAGAACAUUUCUCAGAGUCUGUUACUCCAAAACAGUCACCCCACAAUCACUCCCCUUUAUCUUCUGACUCAUCUCUUGUUCUAGGUGGACCAAGCACCUCACAUGAAGGAACAGAUAAAGAUAAACCUAGUCCCAGCUCAUUUUACAAAGAGAUUGGUAUGGAUAAAAUAGAGGACAGACAAAAUCUAGAGAAGACUCCUCCACAGACAGGGUCCCCCUCAUCCCCUACGGUGUUAUCUUGUUUUUCUCCAAAGUCAGAAGAGCUGAAACUUGGCUUAGAGACAAAUCCCUUCACAGACUCAAAAUCCCCUACCAGUCCCAAAAAGACAUCUCCAGCUCAACAUUCUCCUAGUUCCAAUCAGACAGACAUUCAAGAGAAGUUUUCAAGCAGCUCCUCAUCAUAUUCCUACAGCUGUCAUUAUGGGGAAUCUACUCAAAUUUGUGAUGGUGGGUCCAUAGGGCCAGAUACCGCAAAAAUAAGCCCUUCUCAGCCACAAGCAGUUGUGGACUUGUGUUUGGUGACCUCCUGUGAAUACAGACAUCCAAAAACAGAGCUUUCUCCAUCCUUUAUAAACCCAAGUCCUCUUGAGUACUUCAUGAAUGAGGAACAUCCUCUGAAGGAGGAAAAGCCGCUUGCUAAGUCUGGAGGAGGACCACCCCCAUCUGGAGGGAAACAGCAGAGCAAGCAGUGUGAGGAAACUCCUCCAACUUCUGUAAGUGAAUCAGUGCCCUCUCAAACAGACUCAGAUGUUCCUCCUGGCACAGAGGAGUGCCCAUCAAUAACUGCAGAAGCAAAUAUUGACUCUGAGGAUGACUCAGAAACAUUACCAACAGAUAGGACUAUCACUUAUCGUCAUGCAGACCCACCUCCAGUCAUUCCCAGAGACCCUGCUCCUGCCCCACCUCAUCCUGAUGCCUGCAUGGUGGAUCCUGAGGUCCUUAAGGCUGAAGAGGCAUCCCAAAAAGAUGAAAGAGGAAAGCCAAAAAAGAACAUCAGCAGCAAGACUAAGCCAUCUGCAACCAAGAGCUUGUCAAAAACAAGUGCCAUCAAAGAUUCAAAAGUGUCCUCUCCGAAAAAGACUACAGAAGAUAAAGAUGCCAAAAAUGCUACUAAUACCUCUGCAUCAAGGGGAGUGAAAAGCAGCACUUCAGGAAGCACUAAGUCCAGCAGUGUCCUCCACUGUCCUAACUGUCCUCCAAUGUAUAUGGACCUAGUUUAUAUACCAAAUCAUUGCAACGCUAAGAAUGUGGAUGCUGAGUUCUUUAAACGGAUCCGGUCCUCCUACUAUGUAGUCAGUGGUAAUGAUCCAACAGCACAGGAGCCCAGUAAGGCAGUUCUGGAUGCUCUGUUGGAAGGAAAGAGCCAGUGGGGAAAUAAUGUGCAGGUCACACUGAUUCCAACACAUGAUACAGAAGUUAUGAGGGAGUGGUACCAGGAAACCCAUGAGAAACAGCAAGACUUGAACAUCAUGGUUUUGGCGAGCAGCAGCACUGUUGUUAUGCAAGAUGAGUCUUUCCCUGCAUGUAAGAUUGAGCUGUGAUUGUCAUGAACCAGACUUGGUAGAGGUUGGAUGGUAGACAUUAAAUAAAUGAAAAACUUAGUACACACAUUCACAAAAGUAAAUAUUUUGGAUCACAUUCCAUUUUAUCAAUAGAGUAACCAGUAAAAAUGUUUCUCUGUAGAAUAAUCUCUCUAACUUUUGAGGUCUCAGGUGUUGAAAAUGCUUGGUUAGUCAUUGUUGACCACACAAAGAACAGUUUUUGGUGUGAAUCAGACCUCCUGAAACAAACUUAACCACCAGCAGAAGCUAAACUAAACUAAACUAAACUGACUAAAUACAUACAGUAGUCAGUGGAUGAACACCGUACUGAGCAGCUCCAAUAAAAAUGAUAACAAACUACAGAUGUAUACACUAAGAUGAUGAAUGGAAAACUAAACUAAAAAAAAUUACUCCUUAAAUUGUAUUGUUUACACCAAAGGUUGAGGGAUUGUUUUAAUGCCUUUAAAACUGAAUGUACAGCAAACAUAAUGCACUUAAUAUGAGGAAAUUAAAUGGUAUGUACGAUCCACGGUGACAUAAAUAUAUCAUAGGAUGCAAAUGCUACAUUGAAUUUCAUAUUCCAGCCACACUGCGUUGUAUAAAAUAUGAUUGUGAAGCUUGCUACUUUUGUGAAUAAAUGUGAAAUAGAACAAUUAUCUAACCAACUUAAAAUGACUUUCUGAGAAAGAAAAAUGCCUGAGAAAACGUGACAUGCCAUAAGUUGUACGUAAAAAAUGUUAUAGUAUAAAAAGAAAAAAAAACAUCUCAUACCUUUUCUUCCUGGACAAGUAAAGAAUUCAUUAAUUAUAUUGUCACCAUGCAUCUUUAGCUUCAAAUUUCACAAAUUUCACACCAGCCUUUUUUUUUAAUAUGGCAAACCAUUACAUUUCUGAACUCCAAAAAUUGUUAAUCAUCAAUUUGUACUAGUUCUUAUUUGCAUUAUUUAUUUAUGUUAAUGUUUUUAUCUGAGCAAUACAGUCAUUAUAUUUAUUUGCUUUAUUUAAUGCUUAAAUUAUUUAUAGCUAUAAAGUUUGCUUUUUGGGCAAGUUAAUCAUGAAAAGUCAAAGUUCAACAUUAUUGUUUUUCUUUGAUAACUAUUGUUUUCUUCUCUUACUGCAAAUGGGGUUGAUUAUCCUUUAAACUGAACAUUUCACUCAAUGUUGAGAGCUCCUCUGUAUGCACUGUUCAUCCAAAUCUUAUCCAUCAAUGAUUUUUAUUUUCUUAGCUUGUUAAUGUUGCCAAGAAGAGCCAUCAAUAUUGUGCUACACUGAAAGUUGAGAAACUGAAAACUUUCCUUUCCUUAGGAAUAUUUUCUAAAAUUGCACUGUACUAUAAUUAUAAAUAGUUUAGUGACGGAGUGAGUGGUCGGAUGAUAUGUGCAUGUGUAAUGUAUUAUCCUUGACAUCUCUCUGUGCUUUCUUUCGCUUAGAGGGGAAACUCACUCUUUACUGCCAACAAAUCAUCGCAAGGAUAUGACAAAUAAAUCAUGAUUCUAAAAAUCAUGAACUUGGAUCAGGUUUACUGUAUCUUAAUGUUACUUUUAUCAAUAACCAUACAGUCAUGAAAAUUUUACCAUCUUAUUGAAGGUUAUCAAAGAGAUUUGAACUAUAAUCAUUCAUUCCUAUGAUGCUACCACAGAAUACAGAUUUUACAGUUUACCAGAAUCUACAUAAAAGUACAGGAUUAUGCUAUAGGUUGUUCAAAUAUUUGAAAGCCAUAACUGCUUGAAACACUUAUACAACACCUCAACAAAUUAUACUACGCGGGAACUUAGUGCCUAUGUGGCACAACCCUUUUCAACAACUCAGUAUAACAGUAAACUUCAUAUGACAUUUAACUCAGAUCUGGACACUUCUUAAUUCCAUACUAACAGCAACAAUUGUUAACAGAUUCUUCUAGCCACAUGCUUCAGCCAAGUGCAUUGUUGUGCACUGUCGCGAGACAUCUGCAUUACUAAAUACAACACACACAUCCAGUCUAUCACUCCCCUCUUUCCUCCGACCCACAGUAACACUUCACUUUCUCUCAAAACUUCUCAAUCCCUCUGUUUCUCUUCGCUUACCUUCGGGUGCUAGUAAGAAUAUGUCUGCAGUUGUGUAUGAAAUAUAUAUCUUGUGAACAUGCAUCUUUCCUCUUUUCAUUCCUAACCCCAUAUCUAGAGGAUAGUCUCCAGUGAAAGUAUUACCUUGUGCUCUUUCUGAUGUUUGUGUGCGAUAACUCUUCCCAAAUAUGGAGUGUUUGAUGUAAAUGGAACUACACUUAAAAAGAGGUUAAAUUUGUCCACAAUAAAUAAUUUUGUGGAAAA
Messenger RNA from Carassius carassius (crucian carp), 8553 nucleotides. RefSeq names its product microtubule-associated protein 1B-like. NCBI's taxonomy places the organism in Eukaryota, Metazoa, Chordata, Actinopteri, Cypriniformes, Cyprinidae. Gene Ontology annotation, cellular component: cytosol; dendrite; microtubule. The transcript has 7 exons. Gene Ontology annotation, biological process: regulation of microtubule depolymerization; dendrite development; axonogenesis. Gene Ontology annotation, molecular function: actin binding; microtubule binding. Bases 147 to 6248 code for a protein of 2033 amino acids. The record is from RefSeq and is a predicted model, not a curated record.